This is a messenger RNA of Danio rerio (zebrafish), 1008 nucleotides long. It is a transcript of the gene opn8a, whose product is annotated as opsin 8, group member a. Gene Ontology annotation, molecular function: G protein-coupled receptor activity. Gene Ontology annotation, cellular component: membrane. Gene Ontology annotation, biological process: detection of visible light; G protein-coupled receptor signaling pathway; signal transduction. The record is from RefSeq and is marked provisional. Lineage: Eukaryota; Metazoa; Chordata; Actinopteri; Cypriniformes; Danionidae.
AUGGAUCGAUACACCUCUAAACUGUCUCCUGCUGUUGAUUACAGUGCGGGGACGUUCCUGCUGGUGAUAGCCAUUCUCUCCAUCCUUGGCAAUGCAGCGGUUCUGUUAACAGCAGCCUGGCGUCACAGCGUUCUCAAAGCUCCUGAACUCCUCACAGUCAAUCUGGCUGUGACUGACAUUGGCAUGGCUCUCAGCAUGUACCCACUUUCAAUCGCCUCUGCUUUCAACCAUGCGUGGAUUGGUGGUGACCCGUCCUGUCUGUAUUAUGGCCUGAUGGGUAUGAUUUUCAGCGUGGCCAGCAUUAUGACUCUUGCUGUCAUGGGGUUGGUGAGAUAUCUUGUGACAGGAAACCCUCCAAAAUCAGGCAGCAAGUUUCGAAGAAAAACUAUAAGUAUAUUGAUUGGUGUCAUCUGGAUGUAUUCACUGCUGUGGGCUGUUUUUCCUAUUCUGGGAUGGGGAGGAUAUGGGCCAGAACCCUUCGGAUUGGCCUGCUCUGUGGAUUGGAUGGGAUACCAGCACUCUUUAAACCGCUCUUCAUUCAUUAUGGCUUUAGCCAUUCUGUGCACCCUCAUGCCAUGUGUGGUCAUCCUGUUCUCUUAUAGUGGCAUCGCCUGGAAGCUCCACAAGGCUUAUCAGUCCAUCCAGAGCAAUGAUAACCUGCCCAACUCAGGGGCCGUCGAGAGAAAAGUCACCCUGAUGGGCAUCCUGAUCAGCACUGGCUUUAUUGUGUCCUGGGCGCCCUAUGUGUUCGUCAGUCUCUGGACCAUGUUUCGCUCCGAGGGAGAAGACAGCGUGGUGCCAAUCGUCAGCUUGCUUCCCUGCCUCUUCGCAAAGUGCUCAACGGUGUACAACCCUUUGGUCUACUAUGUUUUCCGCAAAUCUUUCCGCAGAGAGAUACAUCAGAUCCGGAUAUGUUGUUUUCAAGGUUGCUGGGAUGCUGUGAGCAAAAUGACAAGAGGAGAUGGUCCAGAGGAAACUAGCGGGACACAUGAGACAGAUAAUAUUUGA